AUGAUUGCGGCUGCAAGUGAUGCAAUCUGGGACAAUGGUGGUGCAUGUGGAACAAGGUAUAGUGUCAUUUGCCUUAGUGGGACCAACCUGGGCGAGCCCCACCCCUGCAACGGCAACUCGGUCAUUGUGACGAUUGUCGAGUACUGCCCGCCACCUGGAUGCCGAGGCACUCUCGACUUAUCACAGGAAGCUUUUUCCUCCAUUGCCAAUCCGGAUGCUGGCAAAAUAAACAUAAACUUUGAGAGCCUAUGA
Messenger RNA from Ilex paraguariensis (yerba mate), 252 nucleotides. The record is from the annotation of a GenBank genome assembly. NCBI's taxonomy places the organism in Eukaryota, Viridiplantae, Streptophyta, Magnoliopsida, Aquifoliales, Aquifoliaceae.